AUGCUGAGUUUCCUUCAAAAGCAUUUACAAAGUUCACUGAAAGUUUACAAUAAAAACACUGUGUACGAUACAAUCAGGCAGUUCACGCAAGCGUUCAUCAAAUUGUAUAAAAGGCUCGUGAGCACACAAGAAGCAGACAAGCCGAUGCGCCUCUACAUUCUCUUAAUCCUUGUGCAGAUAGAGACGGCGCUCUCGCAAAAAUCUGAAAAGAAUGAACAUAUUUGUUUUAAUGAAGAAUACACGUACAACCUUCAUACUUAUCCAUGUGAUGUCACGUUUGGCCAAUUUGAUACAGCAAGAUCACACGCACAACAACUUCAAGAACAUUUCUAUAAUGGCCUAAACAUGACUCCUUCAAUUCCGUUAAUGCGUGUCGCCUGCGCUGUGGGUAAUGGUGUGAAAAUUCCGGAAAAGUGUGGUUUCGUGUAUUACACAACCGAAUAUCGACAUCGAAAAACUCAAAUGGUCGAGAUCAUCAAAGAAAAGUUGAAGGCUGCGAGCUCACUUGGCGAUUCACCUUCCCACGAAAAAGGAGCAGGCGGACCUCCGCCUACCGCGAAAAGUGGACCAGAUGGACCAGAAACUGAUUCGUUUGGAUCGAAUAAGUCCGGACCGGGUCUAGCUACCGAAGACGAAAAAGGAGGCCUCGGUCUCUCGACUUCUUUGGAGGAUCCUUAG
Molecule: messenger RNA, 678 nt
Organism: Cylicocyclus nassatus
Lineage: Eukaryota; Metazoa; Nematoda; Chromadorea; Rhabditida; Strongylidae
Source: the annotation of a GenBank genome assembly